Molecule: messenger RNA, 1524 nt
Organism: Rodentolepis nana
Lineage: Eukaryota; Metazoa; Platyhelminthes; Cestoda; Cyclophyllidea; Hymenolepididae
Source: the annotation of a GenBank genome assembly
AUGUUCAUGCUUCAUUCAACCUAUUUAAUUCAAGCCAAAUAUCACAAAUACAUAUGUUAUUGUUCUGAUUCAUCAAGUCUUCGGCUGCUUAAUUCAUGGUCAACAAUGCUGACAAAAUUUGAGUUCUGCCGAUUGCCCGCCAUUUCAUUUAUCUCAUUAGAAGUUAUUUUAGUGGUUCGUGGUUUGCCUCCUAUAACAUUAUCUCUAUUCAAACGAAGGCUUAAAUCGCCAAGCUGCAAGCUUCUGCGCAUUCUAUAUUCCUUCAGCAGAUAUUCUUCUUCAUCCUCCAUUUUAAUCGCUUUAUUUGUUUGCUGGUUCUCGGUGGUCUCUUCUUGUUCAAUUUCAGUUACCGUUUCCUCUACUUUACGUGGACUUUCUUCAACUUGUCUCUGUUCUUCUGGAAUUGUCGGCCCACUUUCGCCUUUGCAAAUAUCUUCAAAAUCCAGAAUAGUAUUCCAAUGAAUGUACGGAUGAUCCUCAAUCAUCCUAUCCACCCCCACAUCCGAAAAGAUAUUCCAGUUAACAAAGGGAUAUUUGUCAUUGAGCCUAUCGAUUGCAGCACUUUUCAAUACACAUCCAGAAGGGUACAUAUUAAGGUCUCCUUCUUUCAAGAUAUAAUCCCAAUUUAUGUAAGGCGAGGCGUACUUCUUUUCAACAAAAUAUCUCCAAUCUACGUAGGGAUACAGGUCCUGUAGGUGUGGAACGAGGCUUCUAAACUUCUGGUAUACCUCUGGACGAGUGAAAUUCACAGAUUUGUUCAAGUUGGGGUGAAAUAUUGCAGUUGUAAUCGCAUCCCAAUCCAGAUACGGGUAUUCUUUCCUUAAAUUGCACAUAUAAGUGUCACUUAAAUGUUCAGUUAUUAUCUCUUCCCAGGCAACAUCAGGAAAACUUGAGGUCAAUCGUCGAACAGCUUCCGAACCUUCCAUUCUUAUUGAAGUAGCAUCUGCUCCCUUGACAAUGCUCUCCCAAUCCAAACAGUGGAAUCGUCUCUUGAUCUCCUCAAUCUCAUUAUCGCAUAUAUAGGUCUGGAUGAUGUUCUGCCAGUUUAUUUCGGGGUAGAUUGCUCGUAGUUUUGCAAUGCGGACUUCAGAGACAAUGUUUUCCCAAUUAAUCAUAGGAUGUCGUGCUCGCAGCCACAUUAUCCGCCCUUCAGUUAAUAUUUCCCCCCAGUUAAUUUGGGGAUAUUGGGCCUUAAGCUUAUUAAUUUCUGAUUCACAAAUAGCAUCGCAAACAAUAUUAUCAAAAUUUAUAUUUGGGUAGGUCUUACGAAGUUUCCGAAUUCUCCGUUCAGCAACAAUUCCAUCCCAAUUCAGAUAAGGAAUAUUCUUUCGAAGAUGCUCGAUUUUCGUUUCGCAAAGCAGGUGAUCCCAAUCGAUAUUCGGAAAAAUGGCUUUGAUCUCUUCUAUUUUUUGUUCACAUUUAUAUUCUUUAAUUAUGAAGUCCCAGUCUAUUUGGGGAUACUUCUCCCUUAGGAUAUCGGGAAGUUCUUCAAGCAUUAUCCUCGACCAAUUAAUAAAGGGGUAA